This is a messenger RNA of Cimex lectularius (bed bug), 1796 nucleotides long. Its product is annotated as nucleolar protein 11. Lineage: Eukaryota; Metazoa; Arthropoda; Insecta; Hemiptera; Cimicidae. Bases 109 to 1758 code for a protein of 549 amino acids. The record is from RefSeq and is a predicted model, not a curated record. Gene Ontology annotation, molecular function: RNA binding. The transcript has 8 exons. Gene Ontology annotation, cellular component: nucleolus; nucleus. Gene Ontology annotation, biological process: maturation of SSU-rRNA.
AUAACCUCAGACUAGAGGUUUUCCGACCACGCUGACAUUGUUUGGAAUUUAUAAUAUGAACUGAAUUUUAUGUUUAUUUGAUUUUACCAUAAAAAGCCCUGGAAAAUUAUGGCCAAACUCCUGGCUCCUUACUCCCUCUGCCCUCUCAUCGAGCAGAGGAGAUUCAUAGGUGUCAACGAAGACUCGUGCAGCGGCUGUGUCAUAGUCACUCUUGGAAAAAACAUCAUUAUACGUUACAGGCUCUCGGAUCAAAAGCAGGUCAGCUGUUGGAGUAGCAAGUCGAAGCUGUCAGCGCCAGUCAUAUACGACCACUUUUCGAAGAAAUACAUCGGUGUGUUCAACUAUGAUCAAAUCGCAUUCUGGAACCACAACCUGGCAGAAUUAAACAAAAUACGCAAGUUCCGAUUCAAGUGGUUAAUACACAGCUUGCUGAGUAACCAGUCCUGCCCGCCGAUAAUAGUAUUUUGCAAUGGUCAUGUCGGCAUUUUGGAAAACGAGUUCAAACUGAGGAAAAACAACGAAAGAGUCGAAGCAACUUGUUUCAAACAGGAGGAGAAGGUCAAAACAGCCAAGUUGGUCUCGUUAAACGGCGAAUACUACAUCUGCAUACAGUCUUUAACCUCACAGAAGAGUGAAAAAAAACUAUAUUUUGUGCCGAUUGAACCAGACAAAGGGACAAGGUUUUCUGUUGAUUUGGAUAAGGAUGACAAGUCAGCGUUAACGUUUGCAAUUAUCGAAGGGAAAUAUCCACAACUCCUGACUUUAUGGUCGGACGGUACACUCAAGUCUGAAGAGCUUCCUCUUAAAAAUGAACAAGGUCGAGUUGUCGCUAACGUCAGUUGUAUAAAUACAAACCAUCCUGCUGCGAUUCUGCCUAUAGACGACCACCACAUCGUUCUGUACGGCGCUGCACCAAAUUCUGAAGGUGCCCAUUUGGUCAUUUUAAGCCUCAAAUUCGGUCUCCCAGAAGCGAUCCAGAAAAUGAAGGUGUACAACAUGGAAUGUCGAAUGUGGUUGUGCAGAGAUGACAUCCUAGUCAUAUGCGGGAGCCACCUUGUCGUAACGUCUUUCCGUCUCGGUACGACUCGUUUAGUUUCGCUUUUAGGAGUCGCACGGGACUCGGCUGAAAAGGACAAGAAUACAGAUGAAAAGGAAAAAAUGGAAAUAGGUGAAGAAUCAACGACAGAUAUUGUAAAAUCGUUAAAACAGGAAGGAAAAGCAGAACACUUCAUUUGCAAUCAAAUAGUACCGAUUUUACUCAAAAGGAAGGACAAAGAGGGUAUGUUCGAAUUGGUCAAUUGUAUCGUUGACGUACCUGAUCAGUGGAUCGUUGAGAUGAUCCUGUUUUCAAUCGAAGCUCAACAUUUGGAUUUAAUGGAACGGCUUUUAUCAAUCCCAUUGGUCGGAAACGAAUUGAGCCUCGGUUUGGUUAGGCAGCAUAUCAAGCUCGAGACAGUGCUCGUACUGCUCAAUUUCAUAUCAGGCAAGCUGUCAGACGGCUCGGGCAACAAGGGCCUAGUCAACUGGGCAUCUCUACUCCUCGACUCGCACUACCAACAGUACAUAUUGUCCAAGGACAAUAACGUGAUAAACGCCGUUAAGUCUAUUAAACACUCCGUGGACGAUUACAUUACAUGCCUGGACGUCAUGAGUGACAUUAACGCCGAGAUCAACUUCUUUAAGAAAGGACACUGUGCGAGCACACCUGUGUCUGUUGUAUCCCAUGGAUAUGUAUAUGAAAAAGUCAGAUUGUACUAAUUGUUUUAAUUUACAAAUAAACUGUAUAUAUAACUUUA